AGCUCCAUUAACGGAAGAAGGUACAUUAAUUGUAAACAAUGUUGCAGCUUCUUGUUAUGCUACAAUCAAUAGUCACCAUGCUGCUCAUGCUGUAUUAGCACCUAUGAGAUGGUGGUAUAGUUUAUUUGGAAUGUCACAUAAAUCAAAUGAAGCUAUUGGUAUUCAUUGGUUUCCUAAAAUAUUGUAUGAAAUAACAUCAUUUUUAAUACCUUCAAUUAUUCAUAGAUGA
Molecule: messenger RNA, 229 nt
Organism: Rotaria sp. Silwood2
Lineage: Eukaryota; Metazoa; Rotifera; Eurotatoria; Philodinida; Philodinidae
Source: the annotation of a GenBank genome assembly